AUGGCUCCUCUCAAAGUUGGCGACAAGUUCCCUUCCGACGUGAAGUUCGAAUGGGCUCCGAUAACCGAUCCUGAUCCAACUGCCUGCGGUGUUCCACAGGCGUACGAUGCGUCAAAGGAGUUUGCCGGCAAACGUGUUGUGAUUGUCUCGGUUCCAGGUGCUUUUACACCAGGUUGUCAGGCUCGUCACAUUCCUCCUUAUAUUCAGCAGAUCGAUGAGCUUGUCUCGAAGGGCGUCGAUCUUGUCGUUGUGAUCGCAAGCAAUGAUUGUUGGGUCAUGGCAGCAUGGGCCAAGGUAAACGGCGUCGGGCCCGAUAGCAAGAUCCUUUUCAUGAGCGAUACCAAGAGCUUCUUCAGCAAAAACCAUGGCUGGGACGCUGGAAUGGGGGAUCGCAAUGGUCGCUGGGCGAUGAUCGUUGAGAAAGACGGCACCAUUUCUGCUGCUGAUGUUGAGGAAUCACCUCGCAAUGUGACGGUGUCUGGGGCGGAUGCCGUUCUCUCGAAGCUGUAG
Messenger RNA from Ramularia collo-cygni, 510 nucleotides. RefSeq names its product related to peroxisomal membrane protein. The record is from RefSeq and is a predicted model, not a curated record. NCBI's taxonomy places the organism in Eukaryota, Fungi, Ascomycota, Dothideomycetes, Mycosphaerellales, Mycosphaerellaceae. Gene Ontology annotation, cellular component: cytoplasm; mitochondrion; peroxisome. The transcript has 5 exons. Gene Ontology annotation, biological process: cellular response to oxidative stress; cell redox homeostasis; hydrogen peroxide catabolic process. Gene Ontology annotation, molecular function: thioredoxin peroxidase activity. The coding region runs from base 1 to 510 and encodes 169 amino acids.